UGCAUUCCUUGAGGAAUGGGGACAGAUCUGGAUGCAAGCAGAGAAGGAAUGGAUCCUUGCAAUGGUGAUGUGCACAAGAACUAAGCCAUGUUCCUACAAUGCAAAGCCUAUGGAAGGAACUACCUACUGAAGGAACCUUAGGCACCUGAGGAGAACUCAUGCUUCAGCUGUGCUGCAGCCUGACUACUCCUCAUGAGAGCCUUCAGUGGAACAUCACCCUGACAAUGUCAGCAGGAGGGACCUCUGCCUGAACUAGAGGAAAAGCAAAGGACCACAAGGACUCUGAGUACAUAUGCCAGCAAAGUAUCAUGACUUCAUUAUGGGUUGGUGGUAAAGGCUUCACCCCCCAUCAAUAUUUCAGCUAUGACAACAGAUCCAGUGAGAAGACAAAAUGGAAUAAUAGCGUUCAUUCUUCCAAAUGGAGCCGACAUAAUUCAGGCAGGCCAGGGGAUCCAUGCUACCAUUGGGCAACAACCAGGAGUGGCACAAUAUAUAGACGAGCAGCUUGGAAGCAACCAACCUGAGCGGAAGCGUUGGGUGAGGGAACUGGAGAAGAAAGUAAAAGUAGAGGCUAAGACUUUAGGGGCCAUCCAGAUCAUGAUUGGAUUGAUACAAACUGGCUUUGGGAUAGUCUCAUUUUUUCUUUUGGACUCAUUCUAUGCCCCUUUGGUCAAUAUGACAUAUUUUCCAUGCUGGGGUGGAAUAUUUUUCAUUGUUUCUGGAUCCAUCUCUGUGUCAACUACAAAAUAUAGGAACCGCAGUUUGGUGCAAUGCAAUGUGGGAAUGCAAGUCACAAGUGCUACAUUGGCAACAAUUGGCAUAAUUCUGUACACAGCACAGUUGUGUAUAAAUCAACCCUAUUUUUUCUAUGGCUAUCCUGGUCCUUAUCCAGAGACAACAUUGCUUUUCAACAAAGUAGGUAAUGGGCUUUGUACUGUGCAUCUCCUGUUCUGCUUGCUGGAGUUCUGUAUCACCGUUCCAACAGCACAUUUUGGGUGUCAGGCAACCUGCUGUAACGAGAUGGACAUGGACCUUGUGCCCAUUGUUAUCGUUGGAGAUGAUGUGGCCCCUGCUGAAAACAAUCCAGUUCCACCAGCUUAUUCUGAUAUAAUGCUUUCUCCAAGUGUUGAUGGUUAGUAAAGAGAGACAGGUUAUGGGAAGUGCUUCACCAGAAAUCAAGCUGAAGUAAAAUUCCAGAAAUAAAAUAAUGUUGAUUCUGCUCAAUACCUGCAAUUAUGUCU
Podarcis raffonei (Aeolian wall lizard) is the source of this 1241-nucleotide messenger RNA. RefSeq names its product membrane-spanning 4-domains subfamily A member 8-like. The record is from RefSeq and is a predicted model, not a curated record. Gene Ontology annotation, cellular component: plasma membrane. Bases 364 to 1137 code for a protein of 257 amino acids. Gene Ontology annotation, biological process: cell surface receptor signaling pathway. The transcript has 7 exons. Lineage: Eukaryota; Metazoa; Chordata; Lepidosauria; Squamata; Lacertidae.